UAAUAAUAUUGGUUUGCUAGUGAAGGGAAAACUUGUAACUGGUAAGGGCUUGCUCGGCUAAGGUUUCAUGGCGUUCUCUGCAAUACCCACGACAACUUCAUGGCGUCCUGUUACUGCCGAUAAUCCUUAUACUCCCUUCACCCACCGUUCCUUAAUCUCCACUCCGCGGCUGUGCCGGCGGCCUUCAACCAUCAUAUGUUCGUCAUCUCUCAAAUCGCCUAAUUCCACGGAAGAGAAGAGGGAGUUGCUCAAACAAUACGGUCUCGAUCCCGAUGAAUUUCUCUCUGAACCUACUCCUUCGAAGUCGAGAAGGAGUAAAGAGCAUCAAAAGACUGGGAGAGGGAAACAGGUAGGAGCACCACAUGAGCAAGCUAAGCCUAGGGAGACUCAUAAGUUGCUUCAGGUUCUUGGAGGAACAGCAAGAAGGAAGAAAUUACUAUCACCAAAAAGCAUGGAUGUCCGCCCAAUGAUGGAAGUAGUCAAAGGUGCAGCUUUUGGUAUUUUGCAGGCUGCUGGUGGAUGCCCUACAUCUUUGAGGCCUGGAAGAUGGUUAGACUUAUACAGUGGCACAGGGUCUGUUGGCAUAGAAGCUAUCAGCAGAGGAUGCUCUCAGGUCCAUUUUGUGGAAAUGGAUCCAUGGGUUGUAUCCGAUGUUCUACGCCCUAAUUUAGAAUGGACUGGAUUUCUUGAUAAUUCUGUUAUACACACAGUUCGUGUGGAAACUUUCUUUGAGCGCAUUAAAGAAUCUUCAGGAAAAGAUGGACCAUUUGAUUACAUAAGUGUCACACCUCCUUACAUGGAAGUGGAUUAUGAGAUUUUAAUGAAGCAAAUUUCAGAAUCAUCUGUGAUUGGAGAUGAUUCUUUUAUAGUUGUGGAGUAUCCAUUCAGAACCAACAUGCUGGAAACAUGUGGGGGUCUUGUUAAGUUAGCUGAUCGUCGUUUUGGAAGGACACAUCUGGCAAUAUAUGGGCCCACAUGGGCUCAGAAGAAGAGAAGAUCAUAAGCUUCAAGAAACUCUUCACAUUUCAGGUGUCACUGUUUCAAAGCCGGUGGUUGUCAAUUAUGUGAGCAAGAGAAGAGUACCAAAUGGACCGGAUCCUAUUCACAACAGAAAAGUUGGGAAUGCGAGAGAAACGCCUGAACGAGCCUAAACUUAAGCUUCAAAGACUCGUGUACAUGGAUAUAUCGGAUCUACAACAAGUUUUUUUUUUCUUUUUAAUUUUGUUGGAAAGAAAGUAAGAAUGUUCAAAGUUUGAAUUGAAAGAUUCAUGAAUUUGGGAUUUAGAUGAAAAGUAAUGAAAUCUAAUUAAUAUAGUUCUUUUUUUUUUCUUUAAGUGUGAUGGAUAGGUAAAAGAUGUAUUUAUUUGUUAAAGGUGUAUUUAUUGUGUUUGCUUUAGCUUUGAGCUUUA
Molecule: messenger RNA, 1409 nt
Organism: Lactuca sativa (garden lettuce)
Lineage: Eukaryota; Viridiplantae; Streptophyta; Magnoliopsida; Asterales; Asteraceae
Product: methyltransferase
Biological process (GO): rRNA methylation
Molecular function (GO): methyltransferase activity
Source: RefSeq, a predicted model, not a curated record